UUCUUCCGGGAAAAUAUAGAUCACCAAAAUCCGUUGUUCCACACCAUCUGACAGAGGGCGUGUCUUGUACUGCUUUUUUUUUCUUUGCAUGCGAUGGACGAUGGAUAGGAUGCAUCCAUCGUGUAGCUUAACUUCCCUGGUCCUCGAAAUCCCACACACUGAUUCGCUUUCGCUGGCAUUGUUGUUCUCUUCCGAAGGUUCGGGUGUUGUUUCUGCUGCUACUGCUCCCCUUUGUUUCUUUUCUUUGUGUUUGCGCGCGGCUUCUGGGUUAAACAAACAUUCGUCGCAAAACUUGCAUAACCAUUUUGUAUCAUGUGUAUUCUUCUAUCUUAUCUACUUCCAAACCCCCCAAUUUUCAUCCCAUUUCACUCUCACCUCGCCUGUUUCUUGAGUCGGGGCCUUGUCACGCUUGCUAUAGUCUAAUAUGUAGAAGUUUCUACACAAACUACCAACUAGGAAAGUCGAGGUUCUUGGCUCAAAUCA
Aspergillus japonicus CBS 114.51 is the source of this 483-nucleotide messenger RNA. RefSeq lists its product as uncharacterized. The record is from RefSeq and is a predicted model, not a curated record. The transcript has a single exon. The coding region runs from base 89 to 391 and encodes 100 amino acids. NCBI's taxonomy places the organism in Eukaryota, Fungi, Ascomycota, Eurotiomycetes, Eurotiales, Aspergillaceae.